Molecule: messenger RNA, 900 nt
Organism: Pyrenophora tritici-repentis Pt-1C-BFP
Lineage: Eukaryota; Fungi; Ascomycota; Dothideomycetes; Pleosporales; Pleosporaceae
Product: FabG, Dehydrogenase with different specificities (related to short-chain alcohol dehydrogenase)
Cellular component (GO): cytoplasm
Molecular function (GO): oxidoreductase activity, acting on the CH-OH group of donors, NAD or NADP as acceptor
Source: RefSeq, a predicted model, not a curated record
AUGCAAAAGAAGGUCGCCCUCAUCACCGGCGGAGCAUCUGGCAUGGGCCUGGGAGUGGCAGAGGCUCUCUCAUCCCACCCUACUGUCGAUUGGGACGUUCACCUCUUCGAUUUGAAUAAAGAAGCUGGCCAAAAAGCAUCGUCCGAGUUGAAGAACGCACAUUUCCACGAGACCAGCGUCACAGACUAUGACUCCCUGGUAUCGGCCUUUGGGGCAAUAUGGAAUACUCAUCAGCGCAUCGACUUCGUCUUUGCGAAUGCCGGUAUCGUGGAACGCGACAACUUUUACAAAAAGCAUGACCUAGAUGGUCCUCCACCCCCUCCGCCAAACCAACUGAGCGUGGACAUCAACUUGAAAGGCGUGAUCAACACCGCACACCUUGCUCUACACUACUUCCGAAAAUCUCUGGCUAAGAAUGGGAGAGAAGGGUUAGACCCUGUACUUAUCAUGACGGCAUCCUGCGGCGGCCUCUAUCCUUCUGAGUUCUGCCCCAUGUAUAGUGCCAGUAAAGCCGGCAUCGUGAACUUCAACCGCGCCAUCACGAUGGCCUACCACCACGAAGGAAUUCGUACCUUUGCAACCUGUCCUGGGACUAUCAAGACUCCCCUGUUGACGAACGAGGAAUGGAAAUCGUUUCCCGAAAGGUUCUUCACGCCACUAGAGUCACUGGUAGAAACUGUGGUAAAGCUUGUCGAUGGGGGCGACAUCAAAGACGCAAAAGGGGUAACGAAGAUAAGGGAUCAAAACUGGGGGUUGACAGUUGAGGUGAAUGGGAGAAACUUCUAUUUCAGAGAUGCUCCUGAGUUUUGCGAUGAGAACAUGAAGUCGAUGAUGGUGUCGACAGGUAUGGCGUCGCAGUUGGCUAGGAUUGAGGGGACUACGAGUGACUUGAAUAUGUAG